UUUCUCCACCCUCUCAGGGCUGAAUGGGCUUCCGGGACCCCCUCCUGUCGCGAGAAGUUGGCGCCACUUCUGCGCGGUGAGCCGCGGUGACUCGCCGUCCCGGGCUGAAAGCGCCACGCGGGCCCGCGCGGGAGGAGCGGGGCCUCUGAGGGGAGCGGCGACCCCGCCGGCCCCGGUCUCUUUCGUUGGCGGCGGCGGCGGCGGCUUUUUCCAUAGGACAAUAUGUUCAAGAGAAUGGCCGAAUUUGGACCUGACUCCGGCGGGAGAGUGAAGGGGGUUACUAUUGUUAAGCCAAUAGUCUAUGGCAAUGUGGCUCGAUAUUUCGGAAAGAAAAGAGAAGAGGAUGGGCACACCCAUCAAUGGACAGUGUAUGUAAAGCCAUAUAAAAACGAGGAUAUGUCAGCAUAUGUGAAGAAGAUCCAGUUUAAAUUACAUGAAAGCUAUGGCAAUCCUCUUAGAGUUGUUACUAAGCCUCCAUAUGAAAUUACUGAAACAGGAUGGGGUGAAUUUGAAAUAAUCAUCAAAAUCUUUUUCAUUGAUCCUAAUGAACGACCUGUAACCCUCUAUCACUUAUUAAAGCUUUUUCAGUCAGAUACCAAUGCAAUGCUGGGAAAAAAGACUGUGGUUUCAGAGUUCUAUGAUGAAAUGAUAUUUCAAGACCCAACAGCAAUGAUGCAACAGUUACUAACAACAUCUCGUCAGCUAACUUUAGGAGCCUAUAAGCAUGAAACAGAAUUUGCAGAAAUUGAAGUGAAGACCAGAGAAAAAUUAGAAGCAGCGAAAAAAAAAACAAGCUUUGAAAUUGCAGAGCUCAAAGAGCGAUUAAAAGCAAGUCGUGAAACUAUAAACUGUUUAAAAAAUGAAAUUAGGAAACUCGAAGAAGACGACCAGACAAAAGAGAUAUAAGCCGUUCUGAAGAGAACUUGAUAACAGGCUAAAGUGAAAAUAAGUGAAUAUUAAAGGGAAAAUGAAUUUCAAGUACUAUGUUUCUUAGAGAAACUAUUUAUGUGUGUAUAUAUAAUUAUUGGUUUCUCAGCUAUAGCAUCAAAAUGUUUGUACUUUUUAAACAACCUUUAAUGUGAAAUGUACAUGUACACUGAAAUGCUGUAUAGGUGUUUUAUCAGCCAUUUUUUAGGGUAAUUCUAUGAUGUUAAGCACAACUUAGAAUUUUUUAUUGCAUUGUAUAUAUAGCUUAUCCUUUGACAGACAUCAAAACUUCACUAUAAAGUAUAACUUGUACAAAUCUUGUACCAAGUUAAUAUAAAUUAAUGGUGAGAUAAUGUGUAUAUUUAAUUUCCUUAUGUGCUUCCCUCCCUUGUCAUAACUCUCAUAUUUGAUGUGCUCGGGAAGUAUUCAAUAAAUGUAGUUUAUGGAACCUG
Messenger RNA from Erinaceus europaeus (western European hedgehog), 1379 nucleotides. It is a transcript of the gene YEATS4, whose product is annotated as YEATS domain containing 4. Lineage: Eukaryota; Metazoa; Chordata; Mammalia; Eulipotyphla; Erinaceidae. The transcript has 7 exons. Bases 223 to 906 code for a protein of 227 amino acids. Gene Ontology annotation, biological process: regulation of DNA-templated transcription. The record is from RefSeq and is a predicted model, not a curated record.